CUAAAUUUCCUAUUUAGGCAAUGGCAACAGGCAACCAAGGAGGAGACGACGAAGAAAUCGAGCGAUGGCUUCCUCCAGAGGCGCUACUUUUGAAGCGAGCGAAGGAGGAUCAAAUCGUGAAAGGAGAAGAUUAUUUGGAGAGAGCCGAUAAGAAGAUGGACGGUUGGUCUUUUUUUGGCAACAAAUACAAUGAUGCAGCUGAAUUGUUAGAGAAAGCUGCCAACUCCUUCAAGCUCGCUAUGUCAUGGGAUGAAGCGGGGGAUGCAUUUGUCAAAUUGGCUGGAUGCCAUUUGAAGUUGAAUAGAAAACUUGAGGUUGCUAAUGCAUAUGCUGAGGCUGGUCUCAGCUACAAGAAAUAUAAUCGCAAAGAGGCUGUGGAAUACCUAGGAAAAGCAGUAGAGAUAUUUGCGGACAUUGGGGAUUUCAGUAUGUGUGGAAGAUAUUGUAAGGAAAUUGCUGAAAUAUAUGAGCAAAGGCAAGACAUUGGAAUAGCAAUCCAGCACUAUAAUACAGCAGUUGAUUAUUUCGAAAGGCAAAAUGUAUCAACAUUUGCAAAGCAGUGCAAACUUAAAAUUGCUAAACUUUCUGCUGAGAUGGAAGAAUAUCCAAAGGCUAUUAAAAUAUAUGAGGAGAUAGCGUGCCUUUCUGCUAAUAACAACUCGUUCAAAUAUGGAGUUAGAGAGCAUCUUCUUAAUGCUGGUCUUUGCCAACUAUGCCUUGGUGAUAAUGUUGCAAUUAAGAAUGCUUUAGAGAAGUAUGAGGAUCUGGAUCCAACAUUCUCAGGAACGCAGGAGUAUAAGCUACUGGUGGAUUUGGCUGCGUCACUGGGCGAGAAAAAUGCGGCAAAGCUCAUGGAUGCUGCCAUCGAAUAUGAUAGCGUGACCCAACUGGAUGCAUUGAGGACCACACUGCUUCUUAGGGUGAGGGAAUCAAUCUAUCAAAGCUACAGAACUUGAGGAGGAUGAUCUUAAUUACUUGAACUUAGGCCACUUGUACUUGCCUUUUUGUCUUAAUUUAUUUGGGAACGUAGUAAAGAUUUGUGGGGGUAUGAUGCUUCAUUCUAGCUACCUGGCAGUGGUGGUGGGCCUUUAAAUUAAAUAUUCAAUUGGUGAUAUUUAUUUAAAUUACAAGAAUGUUUGGUGAUGUUUCUUAAAGACUUCUGCAACGUUUGAUUUGUUUAUUCCGAGUUACUUAUAUUUAUU
Cuscuta campestris is the source of this 1202-nucleotide messenger RNA. The record is from the annotation of a GenBank genome assembly. Lineage: Eukaryota; Viridiplantae; Streptophyta; Magnoliopsida; Solanales; Convolvulaceae.